AGCCGGAGCGAGGGAGGGAGGCGGCUCAGCGCGCAGCGACCCCCAGUAGCCGCCCGGCUCCCUGCCCCGGCGGGGCGCGUUGCCGCUGGAGCCCCGGGGCUGGGUCCCGCCCCUGCCCGGCUGCCAUUGGACGCCUGCCCGGGCUCGGGCGCUCCCAGUGGCUGCCGGAGGUGCCCGUCAGCGGGAGGCUGCCCGGCGCCAGCAGGGGCAGAGCGGCAGCCGGGGCCGGCGCGCUGGGGCUGGGGCCGGGGCCGGGAUGCUGCGCCCGCUCCCCGGCAGGUGGCUGCCCCAGGCUGCGCGCUGAACGCGCCGCUCCCGCCGCCCCAGCGCGCCCGAGCCGGCUCCGGGAGCCUGGCGCUGCCCGGCCACAGCAUGUCCAGGAAGAAAACCCUCAAGAGCAAGGGGGGGAGCAGCCCCUCGCCCGCCUCCGCGCUGCCCCCCGCCCCCGCCGCGGAGAACGGCCAGGCCGGCGGGGCGGCGGCGGCCAGAGCCAAGCGGGGCAGCAGCCGCCCCCGCCCGGAGCUGCCCCUCAACGGGGCGGUGCUGCCCAGCCGGCCCUCCCUGAGCAGCAGCGGCGAGUUCUACGACGUGGCCUUCAAGGUGAUGUUGGUUGGUGACUCUGGGGUUGGCAAAACCUGCCUUCUGGUGCGGUUUAAAGAUGGCGCUUUCCUGGCCGGCAGCUUCAUUUCUACGGUUGGAAUUGACUUCAGGAAUAAAGUCUUAAGUGUGGAUGCAGUGAAGGUAAAGCUGCAGAUCUGGGACACCGCGGGGCAGGAGAGGUUCCGCAGCGUCACUCACGCCUAUUACCGAGACGCCCAUGCUUUGUUACUGCUGUACGAUGUUACAAAUAGAGCAUCGUUUGACAACAUCCAAGCAUGGCUGACCGAGAUCCAUGAAUACGCACAGCAAGAUGUGGUCCUCAUGCUGCUGGGAAAUAAGGUGGAUUCGACCCAGGACAGAGUGGUAAAAAGGGAAGAUGGAGAGAAAUUAGCCAAGGAGUACGGAGUGCCCUUUAUGGAGACCAGCGCGAAAAGCGGCUUGAAUGUCGACUUGGCCUUUACAGCCAUUGCAAAGGAGCUGAAACACAGGUCCAUGAAGCUGCCCAAUGAGCCCAAAUUCAAGCUCCAUGACUACGUGAAGAAGGAAGUCAGAGGCUCGGGAUGCUGCAGAUCCUAAGGUGCAGGCUCCAGGAGCCAGGGCAGCUGUACAGAGACUCAUGCCAAGAGUUCAUGUGCCACACUCCCUCCUCGUGGACAGUAUGUGCAUGUGUGUUCAUUGUCUGUGUAUUCUCGUAAAGGUGAGCUCAGAUGUGGAGUGAAAGGAGCGGAAGAAAAGGGUCUUUCUUGGUAGCUCCGACACCGGCUCUGGUGCAGCCACGACAUUCCAGGCAUCACGGCCCAACACCCCAUUGUAGUAGUAUUCGUUAAUUCCACGCUGUGAUCGCUUCAGGUGGGGUGUAAAACGUCAAAUUCCUCCCAGGGGGAUUGUCUGUCCCACAUCAGUCACUGGGGACCUGUCCAUUCCUACAAGCUAACGGCUGCUAAUCCUGACAUGGGUUUGAUGCAGACUUUCUCUAACGUGUCCAGAGAGGAGUUUGGUAUUGGUCCACAUGCACACCUAGACAUCAAGAACUCGUUAUCAUGGUGGCUCUGGACACUUACUCCCCCUGUGGCCUUCGGCAAGUCAUUUGACCUCCUUGUGCCUCGGUUUUCCCACCUGUAAAAUGGGGGUGGUAAUACUUACCCAGCAGCAGAGGGCACUGUGAGGAUUAAUGUUGGAAAGGCGCUAUAGACGUGCUAGGUAUUAUUAUACAACUGAGGGAAACUCCACCCUCCUACCCCCCCCCCCCACCAUACCUUUGUUUCUGGGCUACCCUGCUCCAUUCCAUUCUUCUUUUCCCACUCAGAAUUCAAUUAUGAAAACAUUUGGGGCCAGGGUACAUUUUGUGUGUAUUAGAGAUCUAUAAACAUGCCCAAGAAAGAUCCCUGUUUUCAAGGCAAACAUUUUCGUAGUCUCUCCCUUCUUACAUAUGUCAGUUUUACUAUGUUGUGUAACAUACAUUCCUUGCUAGAGGCUUCUCCUGCUCUGCCCUGCAAAAGACAAGAGCUUAGCUGUCUGGUUUUGAGUAAGCUCCUGCAAACAUACCUGUUGUACAGAGAAACCCUGACUGUUUACAUGUUUGAUAAAGGCUUUUGCUCUCCA
Mauremys reevesii (Reeves's turtle) is the source of this 2202-nucleotide messenger RNA. It is a transcript of the gene RAB26, whose product is annotated as RAB26, member RAS oncogene family. Gene Ontology annotation, molecular function: GTP binding; GTPase activity. Bases 373 to 1176 code for a protein of 267 amino acids. The transcript is spliced from 9 exons. Gene Ontology annotation, cellular component: Golgi apparatus; endosome. Lineage: Eukaryota; Metazoa; Chordata; Testudines; Geoemydidae. The record is from RefSeq and is a predicted model, not a curated record.